AAGUAAUACCGACAAAGGUUUUUAGAGACAGCAUUAUUCAAAAAUUACUAAUCUCUUGCAAAAUCGAGAUGUUGAGCCUUGAAGGAAAGAUCGUUCUCAUUACAGGCCUAGGCCAAACUCAGCCUGGGGGAUGGGGAAUCGGCGCUGCGAUAGCGGUUCUCCUAGCUAGGCAGGGAGCCAAGAUUUUCGGCGGCAACCGUACCAUCGCAUCCACAAUCUCGACGAAGAAGGCUAUCGAGGAGGCAGGGGGAGUUUGCGAUAUACUGGAGACAGAUGUGACGUCCUCAAAGUCGGUGGAAGCACUGGUAAAGGCGUGCAUGGAAAAGCAUGGCCGAAUUGAUAUUCUGGUGAACAACGUUGGCCGUUCAGAGCCUGGAUGCCCAGCAACGAUGUCUGAGGAGGUUUGGGACUCGCAGAUCGAGAUCAAUCUCCGGAGCGUAUUCUUGACUUGCCAUCAUGUUUUGCCAAUCAUGGAGAAGCAGGGAGCGGGUGCAGUUGUCAGCGUCGCGAGCAUUGCGGGUCUGCGGUAUAUUGGUAAACCUCAAGUCGGGUACUCAGCGACGAAAGCGGCAAUCAUGCAGUUCAUGAAGGCGACGGCGGUCAUUUACGCGCCGAAGGGAGUGAGGUUGAACACGGUGGUUCCAGGGUUGAUGGAUACACCAUACACCAAAAGCCUCGUGGGCCGGUAUGCGACAGACGGAGGACACGAAGAGUAUAUGAAGAUGAGGAACGCGCAGGUUCCGAUGGGGAGCAUGGGAGAUGCUUGGGAUGUCGCCCACGCAGCAUUAUUUCUGGUUUCCGACGAGGCGAAGUAUAUAACCGGGCAGAAGAUUGUUGUGGAUGGUGGAAUCACCUCUUCAACCGGGAGGGCGUAAAAGCCCGUAAAAUGCAGUACAGUACCACAGCAAAAAGCCACGGCGCCUCGUCCAGAGCGCAUAGACGAUACGACGCGAUCCGGUAGCUUGGUUACACCAACGGGUCCUGGCUGUGCUGUCGUGCUCUUCUCUUGUGUGAAAGCUGUGGGAGGGGGGUUGUGCUAUCAAUCAGUCCUACUCCAGCUGAGCUGAGAGGUUGGGGGAGGAUGAUUACUACUGAGACGUGGCUGGGUGAUAAGAACUGAGGGAGGGAUUGUGUAGGACAGACCUCAAGGUUUAGCAUAGCGUACAGACACUGUUUGGUACGUAGGUGGUUUAUAGAACUAGGAAUGAAAUUAGGA
Pseudogymnoascus verrucosus is the source of this 1216-nucleotide messenger RNA. RefSeq lists its product as uncharacterized. NCBI's taxonomy places the organism in Eukaryota, Fungi, Ascomycota, Leotiomycetes, Thelebolales, Thelebolaceae. The transcript has a single exon. Gene Ontology annotation, molecular function: oxidoreductase activity, acting on the CH-OH group of donors, NAD or NADP as acceptor. The record is from RefSeq and is a predicted model, not a curated record. The coding region runs from base 69 to 875 and encodes 268 amino acids.